Aspergillus nomiae NRRL 13137 is the source of this 2239-nucleotide messenger RNA. Its product is annotated as guanine nucleotide exchange factor VPS9. NCBI's taxonomy places the organism in Eukaryota, Fungi, Ascomycota, Eurotiomycetes, Eurotiales, Aspergillaceae. Gene Ontology annotation, biological process: vesicle-mediated transport. Gene Ontology annotation, cellular component: endocytic vesicle; cytosol. The transcript is spliced from 6 exons. Bases 1 to 2070 code for a protein of 689 amino acids. Gene Ontology annotation, molecular function: small GTPase binding; guanyl-nucleotide exchange factor activity; ubiquitin binding. The record is from RefSeq and is a predicted model, not a curated record.
AUGGAAGCAGAUAUGCAGAAUACCCCGCAAGGUGCAGUUACAGAGUCUCUCCAUUCAGUAACUAUACCUGUUGUCGACCCGCCAAGUGCAAUACCUACCGAACAAGAGUCGCUUCCAGGCCGGAUGAAGGGUUUAACAAUAUCUACAAACACACUGGAUCGUUCACCGUCGCCGAACACCGAUCAACCCCCUCCCCCACCGGAGAAAGACGACGCAUACCUUAACCAGAAACCUCAACCUGCGCCCACUUCCCAUUCGUCAACAAAGACAUCCUCCGAAUGGACUGAAAAGGAACUACCGGAAGUGCCUGAGCGGGGGAAGAAGGCCGAUAAUGACGGGGCUGGCCGAGAUGAUGUCUCCCAACCGGAGAUUCAAAGCAUCAUGGAACAAUUCCAGGAUCCUACGCAUGGCGAUAGUGAAGAGCUGAUAAUGUCACCUCGACUGGAGUUAGCUGAGCAAUUCUUUGGCGAGGGCGCUCAGGCUUCAGACGUCAAGGUGGGAGCGCCAUCCGCUUCUCCCGAGAAACAACAUGCCUCGAGCUCUACAAGCAUGCACAGGCGAUCACUUGUAGAAGAGCCAGCACUGACUCGGCGCUCGUCCACAUCGACUUUACCUCCCCCACCAGAACCAGAACCUGACCAACCUUUCGAUUUUCAUCGGUUCCUAGAACAACUGCGACAUCGUACUGCUGACCCGGUGGCGAAGUUCCUACGCUCGUUCCUCCAUGAGUUUGGGAAACGACAGUGGAUGGUUCAUGAGCAAGUUAAGAUCAUCAGCGAUUUCUUGGCUUUCAUCACUAAUAAGAUGGCGAUAUGUGAAGUUUGGCGUGACGUCUCGGACGGCGAGUUCGAUAAUGCUAAAGAAGGGAUGGAAAAGCUCGUCAUGAAUAGAUUGUAUUCACAAACAUUUUCCCCGGCUAUUCCUUCCCCGCCAACCAUUCCAAGAAGUACAAGCCGGAGCAAACGAAGAGAAAUGGAGAGACUCCAUGGUCCUUGGAGGCGCGGCCAACACCAGGAAGAUAUUGAGCGGGAUGAGGUGCUAGCCCAGAAGAUCCGUAUCUAUAGUUGGGUAAGAGAGGCGCAUCUUGAUAUACCACCAGUGGGCUCCCAUGGCCGUCGCUUUUUAACUCUCGCCCAACAAGAACUUUCGAAGAUUAACAGCUACCGGGCACCCCGUGAUAAAGUUAUCUGUAUCUUGAACUGCUGCAAAGUCAUCUUCGGUCUACUGAAGAAUUCGAAAUCAUCCGAUACUUCAGCCGACUCAUUCGUACCCCUUCUGAUUUAUGUGGUGCUGCAUGCCAAUCCGGAGCAUUUGGUCUCUAACAUUCAAUAUAUCCUUCGAUUCCGCAAUCAAGACAAACUCGGAGGAGAGGCCGGUUACUACUUGUCCUCACUGUCCGGCGCCAUCCAGUUCAUUGAGACCCUGGACAGAACGAGCUUAACAGUGAGUGACGAAGACUUCGAGCGAAAUGUUGAAGCCGCCGUCUCGGCCAUCGCCCAACAAAAUCGUGAGUCGGAGUCGCUAGAGCCGAAGUCGACCCAGCGGUCACAAUCUACACCAAGGUCUUCGGUGGAUGUUCCACGGGGCCGCAGAGAGGCGACACAAUCCAACGAUGAAGACAACGCUCCAGUAGCUGGACUCCUGCGUACUAUCCAGAAGCCGCUGUCUACCAUCGGAAGAAUUUUCUCUGACGAGCCCGAUUCGCAAGAGGAACGACGCACACCGCCAGCGACGAGCUCACCAGUUAGCCCUUCACCACGGCUCAAUCCAAAUGUAUACCAGCCACCUCGUAACAGCGGUGAGGAGCGACGAUCAGGCGAAAGAUCACGCAAUGUAUCACAGCCACGGCGGGCUAGGACUCAUGAUGCACAGGAUGCUGCUGUUCGACAGGCUAGUGCUGAGGACGCCGAAGCACGGAGGAUACAACGUGUUGAGCACAACAAUAUGGUGGAGACGUUAUCAAACAUGUUCCCAAAUCUAGACCGCGACGUCAUUGAUGAUGUUGUCAAGAUGAAGGAGGGCAGGGUUGGCCUAGCAGUAGAUGCAUGUCUUGCUCUUAGUGCAGAGUAAACUCUGCGGGGCUGUUCGGUAGUAGCAUAAUUACUAGACCGGUCCAUCGUAUGGACUUUGCGCUUUCCGUCUAUGAUGCCUAUGUGGUAGUAGCAAUUCAUGUACUUAUUGCGUGCCUUGAAUAUGGCACCUACUUGUAUUAACUGAUGAUUACAACUGCCAUAGAAAG